Molecule: messenger RNA, 3801 nt
Organism: Plasmodium relictum
Lineage: Eukaryota; Apicomplexa; Aconoidasida; Haemosporida; Plasmodiidae
Product: conserved Plasmodium protein, unknown function
Exons: 1
Coding region: 1-3801 (1266 amino acids)
Source: RefSeq, a predicted model, not a curated record
AUGGGGAUAGCUAUCUUUAUUGUAUUAUUUUUUAUUUACUUUAUUAAUUAUCUAUUUUGCAGUGAAAUAAAACCUUUUGAAUUUAAUAAAAAGGAGUUACUAAAAAUUUAUAAGGAAUCCAACAAUAUAGAAUAUGAUCCAGAAAAAAAUACUCUAGAUGCUGAUAAAACUUUCAAUAUUCUAAAAUUACUUUCUAUUUGCAAUAUUAAUAAAAAAAACUUCAUUAAUAUCAUUUCAAAUUUUCUUUGCAAAAACACUUUUUACACUUACUAUGUAAAAAUAAAAAAUAUAAAUAUUCGAUAUGGGGAUACUGUCCAUUCCAAUAUAUCUAAAUACAUAAAGGAAAUAAAUUUCAUUUGUAAAUAUUACAUUUAUGAUAAUUCUUAUGAAAUUAUCAAAUGUUACGAUGUUAUAAAUAGACUAGAUACAUUUUAUUUAGGUUUUGAAAUAGAAAAGAGAUAUGAAAAUAAGCGAAAAGAAAAUGGAUAUAAUGAAUUUAUGAAAUCAAAUAAUUUAUUGAAAAAAAAUGAGAAUUCCUCUGAAAAAAAAAACGACAUACUUUAUCAUAGUAAUGAGAAUAAUAGUAACAAAACUAUAGACAAUUACAACGAACUGCAUAUAAGUAAUAAUGUAGAAAAUGCCAAUAUCAGUUAUUUAUGCAAAUUAAAGAUGAAUAUUAAUUCUUAUAUAACAGAUGAAGAAAGUAUUAUUUUAAAAGUUUUAAUUGGUUUAUGCGUCAAAUUAGGUUAUAAAAAACAAUUUUUUAUAUCAGAAAAUGCAUUUGCUCUAGUUAGAUAUUUUGAAAAAAAUAAAAUGAAUCAUAUGUUUAAUCUUGGUUUUGAUGUUUAUAGUAGUAAAUUUUAUAAUCCCAAGGAUAUUUAUGUUAUUAAAAGUAUGAAUUCAUUUAUAAAUACUAAUAAAGAAUUAUUAAGGAAAAAUAUUCCCAACAUCUACUUUAAAUUUUUUCCUAAUAAAUCUUACUUACUAUGGAGAGGCAUAGAGCAAAAUAAAGAAAUUUUUAAUUAUAAAUUAUUAGAAUUGAAAAAUUUAUUGGAACAAUCAAACUAUAAAGAAAGAAUAAGUCUAUGCUAUAAAAAUUAUUUACAAGCUUAUUAUGAGGGAGAUGAAAAGUACUUAAAAAAAAAACUGGGAAGUAAAAUAAAAUAUAGUAAUUUUAGAUCAUUAUAUAGCAAAAAAUUAAAUGAUUUUUUUUUACUCUCCUUUGAAUAUUUUUGUGAUAAUAAUGUCCUUUCAUUUGAACAAUGCAUAAGUAAUAUUAUGUCAUCUAAAAUUUUAGAUGAAAAAGCAAAAAGUAUUAUGCAUCAAUUUUUAUAUGAAAGUUUUUUAUGUUUUGAAAGUUGCUCUUAUGAAGACAACUUUAAUAUUUUUAAUAAUGAUAUAGUAAUAAAAAAACUGCAAGAAUAUAUAAAUUGGUGUAGCUCUUUGUCGUUUAAGACAGAAAAUAAUUCAAAAAAAAUAAGAGAAAAAAUAAGAAAAAAUUCUAUUAAUGAAGCACUUUUUCCACAAGAUGACAAUAUACAAAAAGAUUUUUUUGAAAAUACUAUGUUUUCUAUUGAAUUCGAAUCUGUAACUUCUUUAAUUAAAGAUGAAUUAGAUAAAUUAAAUUUAAAGGAAAGUUUAGAAAAUAAAAUUUGCAACAUUACAAAGUAUAUAAAAUAUCAUGAACAGCUAUAUAAAAGGGAAUAUACAAAAUAUAAUAACAGAAAAUUAGAAGAAUCUAUUUUAUUAGACAAUUUAUUUUCAGAACGUUCAAUAAAUAUGGAUUUCGAUGAUCUUAUAGAUAAUGUAUACGAUGAAAAAGAAUUAAAUAAUUUUAAUUUUUCAAUUAAAGAUAUUCAAAAUAAAAUUAUAAAUUUUGAUUUAUUAAAAUAUGACAAUAAUAAUAAUAAUAAGGAAGAAACAAAUUAUGGAAGUAUUCAAGAAGAGAAAAAUAAUUAUGAAAAAAAUAACAAUAUUUAUGAUGAAUUAGGAGAAUAUGAUAAUAUUCAAAAUGAUUCCUUUGGUAAAAAAAAUCCUAAAGGAUUAGGUUUAUUAAUACAUAGUUUAAUAUAUAAGAAUAAUGUAAAUCAAAAAUUAAUUAAUAAUAAAAUCACCUUCCAUCAUUCAUUCAUAAUGGGACCAGAUGAAAAAGAAAUUUUAACGUUACAAAAUCAAUAUGACUAUGAUAUAUUACAAAAAAUUUACAAAAAAAAUGAAGUGAAUGAUAAUUAUAAUAAUAAUAGUGAAGUGAGGAGGAAAAAUUUUUUUAAUUUUUUUUCAUUUAAUAAUUACUAUAAUUUCUCUAUUACAAAUGUUCCUACUAAAUUUUAUGAUAUUUUAAAAAGGAAUAUUCUUGUAAAUAAUGAUGAAAAAAAUAAAUCAAAUAUUUUUAAAUUACAAAAAAGAGAUUUGAAAUUUUUAUGUACUAAAGGUAAUAUUUGGCCAUAUUCUAAAAUACUUACUAAAUUUUCUGAAAAUGGGAGUAUUCACUGCGAAGCACAAUUUGAAAAUGAACUAUCGAUUAGUAUAGAAAAUGAAGAGCAAACUUUUGAGUAUUUAUUAAAUCAAAUAAAAAAAAGCAACUAUGCAUUUAUUAAUGAGAAAAAAAAUUAUAAUGAAAACGAAAAUUUAUUAAAAGGAAUUGAAAAUAAUAUAAACAACGAUUCUUAUGUAUGUCCUGAAGAUGUUUUAUAUAAUAUUAGAGAUAAUUACUUAAAUGAAAACUCAUCAUCAAAAAGUCAAAUUGUAGGCUUCCAUUUUUUUAAUAGAGAAUGCACAAUAAAAUACAUAGGAGAUAAAAAAUAUUACAUAAAUAACCCCAUUUUGAGCAAAGUUUUGUUGAAGGCUAUCUUUGGUUUUUGCAUUUUGCAUGGAUUUACGACACUAAAAGUAGAAGCCGAAACGUUCAAUUUUGAAACUGGAAUAAAAACGAAAUUUCAUGAAAUAUUAUUAAAUGGGAUAACAGAAUACGAACAUUUAGGUUUAAAAUUAAUGAAUGUAGCAAAAUUUUCAAAAGAAUUAUAUUAUAUAAUUACUGGAUACAAUUUGAAAAAUGAUCUAUUAUUAUCAGCAGUCUCAAAAUUUGAUGAAGAUUUGUAUAUUCAUCAUAAUAUUGAAAGUAAUUUUUUUAAUUAUGUGAACAAAAGGUCUAUGAAUAUGUUACAUAAAUUAAGUUUUAAUUGUAAUGAGGAUUAUUACCCCUAUAAAAAUUGUUAUGAUAUUUACCCUUUAGUAAGAAAAAAUAAAGAAAAUUAUUGCUAUUUUGAAAUAAAUGAUAUAUUUAAAGAGCUAAAUGAACUUUUCCCUGAUGUGUGUAAAAUGGGUAGCAGUAUAGGAAAAUGUUAUGAACAAAUUAAAAAAAAUAUUAUUUGUUCAAAUAAUAGCGAAGGGUGCAAAUAUUAUAAUUUUAUUAUUAAUACGUUCAUAAAACCAAGAAGGAAGACAUCUUUCUUUAUUCAUCAUAAUAUGAAUGUUCAGGAAUAUUUAUCAAAAAAGUCAUAUAAAUAUUACUUAAUAUUAUACCAAUUAAUAAAAAAUGGAAAGAAUCACUUGAAGGAAUAUAAAAAUAAUGAAUACAUAACUGAUACACAGACAUAUUUUUUAUUAAAUUAUAUUUUACAAAAUUCCACUUUUUUUAUUUUUUGGAAUUUUUCUACAGAAUUUUGGAGAAGAUUUCAAUAUAUUCAUGAAAAAAAAAAUGUGAGUAGUUUUUUUCGUCCAAAGAUUCAUACAGAGUUUUGUCCUAUGGCAUACACUUACGAAUUUAUAUACCAUCUUAAUACUUUUUAUAUAAAAGAAUAA